Colletotrichum higginsianum IMI 349063 is the source of this 9108-nucleotide messenger RNA. Its product is annotated as Beta-ketoacyl synthase domain-containing protein. The record is from RefSeq and is a predicted model, not a curated record. NCBI's taxonomy places the organism in Eukaryota, Fungi, Ascomycota, Sordariomycetes, Glomerellales, Glomerellaceae. Gene Ontology annotation, biological process: secondary metabolite biosynthetic process; fatty acid biosynthetic process. The coding region runs from base 1 to 9108 and encodes 3035 amino acids. Gene Ontology annotation, molecular function: phosphopantetheine binding; 3-oxoacyl-[acyl-carrier-protein] synthase activity; fatty acid synthase activity. The transcript has 11 exons.
AUGACCCCAGAACCCAUUGCCGUAAUCGGCAGCGCCUGCCGCUUCCCAGGCGACCUGACUACCCCCUCCAAGCUAUGGGACUUUCUCGCCAAACCCCACGAUCUCCAGUCCGAGGUCCCCAAAGACCGCUUCAACAUUGACGCCUUCCACCACCCCGACGGCAGCCACCACGGGCGCACCAACGCGCGGCACGGCUACUUCCUCUCAGAUAUCAAGACCUUUGACGCGCAGUUCUUCAACAUCCAGGCCGGCGAGGCCGAGAGCAUGGACCCGCAGCAGCGCCAGCUGCUCGAGGCCACAUAUGAGGCGCUGUGUGCCUCCGGGCAAACGCUCGCGGGGCUGAAGGGGUCUGAUACGGCGGUCUACGUGGGCAUCAUGACGCACGACUUCGAGCUGACCAAGGUUGGGGAUCUGGAUGCGAUCCCGACGUAUCUGGCGACGGGGGCGGCCACGAGCAUCGCGAGUAACCGGUUGAGUUACUUUUUUGACUGGCAUGGGCCGAGUAUGACGAUCGAUACGGCGUGUAGCUCGUCGCUUGUUGCGGUCCAUCAUGCCGUCCAGCAGCUGCGCAGCGGCACAAGCAAAGUUGCCGUUGCGGCGGGUGCGAAUCUGAUGCUGUCACCAUGUAAGUCCCCCCCCCCCCACAGAUAUACAUAUCUUGUAUUUUCGACGUCCACCGCGACCAGCACAGCUAACGGGGGGGUUUAUGCAGUAAACUUCAUUACAGAAAGCAAGCUGUCCAUGCUCUCACCGACAGGGCGGUCACGCAUGUGGGAUGCUGGGGCGGACGGGUAUGCAAGAGGAGAGGGCAUAGCAUGCGUCGUCCUCAAAACCCUCUCCCAGGCUCUCGCCGACGGCGACACCAUCGAUUGUCUGAUCCGCGAGACGGGCGUCGGCCAGGACGGCCGGACCACGGGCAUCACCAUGCCGAGCAGCAAGGCGCAGGCGGCGCUGAUCCGCGCAACGUAUGCCCGGGCUGGGCUGGAUCCCAGCAAGCCCGAUGGGCGGCCGCAGUUCUUCGAGGCGCAUGGAACCGGAACACCGGCAGGCGACCCUCAAGAGGCCGAGGCCAUAUCGACCGCCUUCUUCCCCAACACGACGGACGACACUGAUAAGCAAGACCUGUAUGUGGGCUCCAUUAAGACGGUGGUCGGCCACACAGAGGGCACGGCUGGCAUUGCAGGCCUGCUCAAGUGCAGCCUGGCUGUGCAGAAUGGUGUCGUGCCGCCGAACCUGCUGCUCGAGAAGCUCAACCCGCGCGUUGAACCGUUCUGUGAGCAUCUGCGUGUGCCCAAGGAGGCGACGCCGUGGCCGGCUGUUGCGGAGGGGCAGCCGAGGAGGGCGAGCGUGAACUCUUUCGGCUUCGGAGGCACAAACGCCCACGCCAUCAUCGAGGAGUACAUCCCCGCCACACCCCCCUCGACUCCCACCGACAGCACCACCACCUCGGUCAAUGUCCUGCCGCUGGUCUUCUCAGCCCGGACGAAACGCUCCCUCAAGGCCAACAUGGAGAGCAUCCUGUCCCACAUCAAGACGACCCCGGAUAUCAACCUGACAGACCUGGCAUGGACGCUCCUCCAGAAACGCUCCGUCCUGCCCCUGCGCCACGUCAUCGCAGCCAGCAGCAGCGUCGAGUCUCUCAGCAAGACGCUGGAAGCCGUCAUCAAGAAGGACGACGAACUGGGGCUGGAAUACGCCCCCAGAAGCACCACCGACGCAGCCCGCAUCCUCGGCGUCUUCACGGGCCAGGGCGCGCAGUGGCCCGCCAUGCUGAAGCAGCUGGUCGUGCGCGUCCCGUUCGUGGCGGCCAUCGUCGACGAGCUGGACACGGCCCUGCAGACGCUUCCCGAGCAGUACAGGCCCGGCUGGACGCUCAAGGAGCAGUUGCUCCUAGAGGGCGACGCGUCCAACGUGCGCCUGGCCGCGUACUCGCAGCCCCUCUGCGCCGCCGUCCAGAUCGUCCUGGUCAGGUUGCUGUCCGCAGCCGGUGUCAAGUUCGAAGCCAUUGUCGGCCACAGCUCCGGCGAGAUCGGCUGCGCGUUCGCGGCCGGGUUCAUCAGCGCCCGCCAGGCCAUCCGUGUUGCGUACCUGCGUGGGUUUGCGUCGCGCCACGCUGCCUCGCCCACCGCGGUCGGGGAGCAGCAGCAGCAGGUGGUUGGUGGCAUGUUGGCGGCGGGUAUAUCCCUUGAGGAUGCGCGGGAACUCGUCGAGCUGGAGUCGUUCGCAGGCCGUGUGUGCAUCGCGGCGUGCAACUCCCCCGACAGCGUCACCCUCUCGGGCGACAUGGACGCCCUGGAAGAGAUGGCCGAGAUUCUCCAGGACGAGUCCAAGUUCGCGCGUCUGCUCCGCGUCGACAAGGCCUACCACUCCCACCACAUGUUGCCAUGCUCGGACCCGUACGUGACCGCCCUCAACGACUGCGGUUGUGCGGUAGCCGACGGGCCGGACACCGGGACCGGCUCCGGGACCGAUACGGCCGGCGCCGGCGCCGGCGUCAAGUGGUACUCCUCCGUGCACGAGGGCAAGACCAUGACCAAGGCCGACGUCACGCCGCAGUACUGGCGGGAUAACCUCGUCUCGCCCGUGCUCUUCCGCCAAGCGCUGGAGCAGGCCGGGUUGGAGAACACGCUCGACGCCGCCGUGGAGGUCGGCCCGCACCCGACGCUCCAAGCGCCCGCGACAAAGACGCUGGCUACUGUUGUUGCUGCUGCUGCUACAACGGACGAGAUGCCGUAUACCGGGUGUCUGCGGCGCGGCGAGGACGACGUGGCCGCGUUCUCUGCGGCCCUGGGGUACAUCUGGGAGCGGUUUGGUGCGCUGAACGCCAUCAACGCCACCGCGUUUGUGACGGCGACGGCGCAACCCACGUCGUCGCCUGUGACUGACAUCUCCAAGAGCCUCCCCGCUUACGCCUGGGACCACUCGCGCGUUUACUGGUCUGAAUCCCGCGCGGCCAAGGCAGCGCUACACGGCCCUCGCCCGCACCUCAUGCUCGGCACGCUGCUGCCCAGCAGCACGGCCACGACCCUCCAGUGGCGGAACUUCAUCCGGCCGAGAGACCACGAGUGGAUGCAGGGACACGAGCUCCAGGGCCAGGCAGUGUUCCCGGCCGCAGGGUACGCCGUCAUGGCGAUGGAGGCGGCGUUGUAUGUUGCUGCUUCUGCUGCUGCAUCGACGGGAGAGAGGAAGAACAACAUCGGCGUGCAGUUGGUUGAGUUGCUGGACUUGAGCAUCGACAAGGCGGUUACGUUUGAUGACGCGGAUAGCAUGGCGGAGCUGACGCUUACUGCGAGCGUCACGUCCUCCGAUGAUGCCCACAUCGAGCUGGACUUCGGCAUCGCCUCGUGCCUGUCCCGCGAGUCGACGCUGUCCCGGUCUGCCCAGGGCCGGAUCAUCGUCACCCUCGGAGACGAGCCCGUGUCGCUCCCCGGCCCGGGCCCGGCCCCGCCGCACGCCAACCCGGUCGACAUCAAGCUGUUCUACAAGGAGCUCGACAGCAUCGGGUACGACUACAGCAACAACUACCGCUGCGUGUACAGCAUGUCGCGGAGCACGUCGCGGGCCUCGGGCCACCUGGCACACCCGCGGCUGCUGGACGGUUCCUCCUCCUCCUCCAACCCCAUCGUCCUGCACCCGGCGAACCUCGACCUGGCCUUCCAGACCGUCAUGGGCGCGUACUCGUCCCCCGGCGACAAGAGGCUGCGGUCCCUGUACGUCCCGACGCGGGUCGGGCGCAUCGCGCUGGUGCCGGCCGUGUGCGCAAGCUCGCUGGACUCGCUCGAAGGGGUGCGGUACAACGCCGUCAACACCUACGACGGCGGCGACUACCUCUCGGGCGACAUCGAGGUGUUCGACAAGGAGACCAACGCGGUGCUGUACAGCGUGGAGGACAUGCACCUCAAGCCGCUGACGCCGCCGUCCGCGUCCCAGGACCACAGGCCCUUUACCAAGACCGUCUGGGGCCCGCUGAACCCGGACAAGAUCCUUGAUAUCGAACGGUUGUGGGCCACGGAGCAGGACAAGGAGGUCAUCCCGAUCAUCGAGCGGGCCGUGUACUACUUCGUCCGCCAGUUCUUGGCCGAGCUGACGGAGGAAGACCGGAAGAAUGCCAGCGUGGGCAACCAGCGGUACAUCUACUGGCACGAGCACGUUCUCAAGAUUGCCAGAAACGGGAAGCAUUUGUUCUACAAGCCCGAGUGGGAGGAGGACACGGAGGAAAGCAUCGACAAGCUGCUGCAGGAGCACUGGUACCACCCUCAUCUGCGGCUGGCCAAGCUGGUCAGUGAAAACAGCCUCUUGACCAUCCGCGAGAACAAGAACCCGUUCAUCUGGAUGAACGAGAACGGCCUCUUGACCGAGUUCUACACGAGCUACCUGACCAGCGGCCCGACGUGGGAGUACGGGCAGCAUCUGAUCAGCCAGAUUGCCCACCGCUUCCAGAACAUGGACAUCCUAGAAAUCGGCGGUGGUACCGGCUCCGCAACAGCCUCCAUCCUCGCGAUCCCGGAGCUCGGCUUCAACAGCUACACCUUCACCGACAUCUCGGCCGCCUUCUUCGAAAAGGCCAAGGAGAACUUCGCCCCCUUCCUCGAUCGCAUGGACUUCCGCAAGCUGGACAUCACCAAGCCGCCCGCGGAGCAGGGGUUCAAGACCCACGCGUACGAUAUGAUCAUCGCGAGCUCCGUGCUGCACGCCACGCCCAACCUGACCGAGACCAUGGCCAACGCCCGCACGCUGCUGAAGCCCGGCGGGCACGUGGUGAUUUGCGAGGCCACGAACAAGGACCACAUGCGUGUCGGGUAUCUCUUUGGGCUGUUCGCGGACUGGUGGGCGGGCAUCGACGAGGGCCGCACGCUGGACCCCUUCGCCACCCGCGAGGAAUGGGAUGCCAUUUUCAAGAAGACGGGCUUCUCGGGCAUCGACAGCGUCACCACCGACCGCGAGAGCCACAUCUUCCCCAACACCCUCCUCAGCACGCACGCCGUCUCGCCCGAGCAGCUGCGCCUCGACGAACCCCUUUCCGCGCCGGCCAAGCCGCAACUCCCACAGCUCGUCAUCGUGGGUGGUGGUGCCGGCGAGGCAUCCGCCCCGAUCCUGGACAAGAUCCGCGAGCUGCUACCGGGCCGCGACCCGCUCGUCGUGUCCGGCUUGGUCGAGUUGGCGGCGGCCGAGGUGCAGCCCAAGGCGACGUACGUGGUCCUCUCCGAGGUCGACAGCCCCGUGUUUGACGACCUCACCGAGGAGAAGCUUGCUGCUGUCAAGAAGCUCUUCUUCGGCUCGAACGCCGGCGGGGUCCUCUGGCUGACGGAGGACGCCUGGGUCUCGAACCCGCGCCAGGCGAUGGGGAUCGGCAUGCUGCGGUCCGUCCGGCUGGAGAACCCGGACGUUGCGUUCCAGUCCCUGGACGUGGACCGGCUCGAGGACCUGGACGCCCGGUUCCUGGUCGAGCAGAUCCUGCGCCUGGAGGAGGGCACGCCGGAGAACACGGUCUGGACGCUUGAGCCGGAGAUCUGCGUCGUGGACGGCCGGCCCCACGUGCCGCGCAUCAAGCAGGACACGGCGCGGAACAACCGGCUCAACUCCGUCCGCCGCCCGAUACUUGACGAGGUCGACGUCGGCGCCGUCCCCGUGGCGCUGCGGCCGCAGAGCACGUCAACCUCCUCCCCGGUCCUGGUCACGGCGCAUACCUCCCGACCCCCGCUGGGUGUAGCACCGGACGCAGCCAAGCAGACGGUCCGGGUGCACCACGCCACGGUCAAGGCCAUCCGCGUGCUCGGGCUGGGAUACUUCCACAUCGUCACCGGCACGACCCCGGCCGACGGCGCCGUGCUGGCCCUGGCGGAGGUCAACGCGUCCAUCGUCAGCGUGCCGGUCAAGCACACGUUCCCCGUCAAGGACACCUCCGUAAACACCCUGUUGUCUGCGGUUGCAAACCUGAUCGCGCAGGGGCUGGUCGACACGCCGCCGGGUUCGUCGGCACUGGUGUACGAGCCGCCGAGGUUCUGCGUGGAUGCCAUUCAGCAAGUCGCCGAGACAAGGAGAGUGCGUGUGCACGUCGCCACCGCGGAUGCGUCGUCGGCGGCUUCCCGGGGGAGUGUCAUUGUCCUCCAUCCCCGCGAUACGGACAAGGCGCUGAAGCAGAAGAUCCCGGGCGGCAUUGCGGCCCUGUACGAUCUGUCCUCCGACAAGCAUGCCGCGUCUCUCGGCCCUCGACUUGCCCGGAUAACGGGUUGCUACGCCGCACGGGAUUCAAGCUACAUCUCCCGCCCAGAAGCAGCCGCCGUCGUCUACUCGGACGAAGCCCUGGAGGCAAGCCAGCUGCAGCUCGUCACCGAAUCCAUAUCAUCCACCACCACCCCAGCUUUGGACGCGGACAGCAUCGCCUCUUGCCGCGUCACCAAGCCCGCCGACGCGCUUCACGACGCUCUGGAUGCGAUAGUCGACUGGCAGGCCGAGCCCAAGGUCCCCGCGCGCGUCAGCCCCGUGGACGUCGGCACGCUCUUCGUCAAGAACAAGACGUACCUCCUCGUCGGUCUUUCGCAGUCCAUGGGGCGUUCGAUCGCCACGUGGAUCGUCAGGCAUGGCGGACGGCAUGUUGUGCUGUCUAGCCGGAAUCCCGAGACGCCCGAGGCUGGAUGGCUCGAGGAUAUCGAGAGGUUGGGCGGGAAGAUUACCGUGCUCGCCAUGGACGCAUCCAACUCACAAUCCGUCGACGCCGGCCUCGCCACUCUUCGCGACGUCCACAACCUGCCGCCGGUGGGUGGUGUGGCGUACGGCCCGCUGGUGCUCAAGGACGCGCUGCUCAACAACAUGGACUUGGCGACCAUGGACAUGGUGCUCAAGUCCAAGGUCCCCGGCGCCAAGAUCUUCCACGACCGCUUCUGCGAUCCGAACAAGGACCCGCUCGACUUCUUCGUCAUGUUCUCGAGUGCCGCGCUGUUCGGCGGCAACCCGGGCCAGACGAACUACACUGCUGCCAACGCGUAUCUGCAGGCGCUUGGGCAGUACAGGCGAAGCAAGGGUCUCGCUGCCUCUACCAUCCACAUCGGCGCCGUGAUGGGCAUCGGCUACCUUACCCGCAACAGCCGCGAAGCCGAAUUCCAAGAAAAGUCCGAUGUCGACACCCUCGGCGAGGCCGAGUUCCUGGCCCUGUUCGCCGAGGCCGUCGUGUCCGGCCGCCGGGUUGAUGGCGUCGACGGCGUGCACGCCAAGAGGGUCAUCGACAUGUCCGAGACGGAGAUUGCCAGCGGUAUUCCCGCGCUGGAGUCGCGCCACAAGGAGACGAUCAAGUUCUACCAUGACCCGAGAUUCGGGAACCUGAAGACGCCGGAGACCAGGGGCGAUGCCGCCGAUGCGGGCGGCGGCAAGAUAAGUAUCAAGGAGAUGCUGGCAACGGCGACGACCAUGGAGCAGGUUCGGGCGGCCAUUAGUGAGAGCCUCUCUGACAAGAUGCGCGGCGUGCUUCACAUCCCGCCGGAAGAAAGCGUCAACGCGGCUGCUCCCCUUCUGGACCAGGGCAUCGACUCGCUCGGCGCCAUCACCGUCGCCUCAUGGUUCUCCAAACAACUUUUAGUCGAAAUCCCCAUCCUGCGCGUCCUGUCGGGCGCCUCAAUCGACGACCUGGCAGCCGAAGGCGCCUCUCGGCUCUCCCCCACCGCCAUCCCCCUGGUCGCCGACGCACAAGUCUCCCAGGACUCUUCCACCGCCAGCUUGUCUGAUAACUCCUCCUCCGACGACGGGGGCGCCUCAACCCCGCUGUCCACCCCGGACGAAGCCGAGAAGCGCGUCGACGGCGUGGUGCGCAAGGCCCCCAUGUCGCUGAUCCAGCAGUACUCCUACACGCGUCAGGCCUCCCUCCCCGACGUCACAAUCUCCCACAACACCAUCGGAGUCAUGAUGGAAGGCAGUCUUAGCACCGACAAGCUCGCACAGGCUGUGACGGCGGCCAUCAACCGCCACGAAACCUUGCGGACAGCCUUCCGCCUCUCGGAGCCGGGAUCGGAAUCGGAAUCCGGCCCCACCCCGCAGCUGCACGUCCUCUCUGCCCCGACCUGGGGUCUCCGCGCCGUCUCCGUAUCAUCCCGUGCCGAGGCAGAAGCCGAGCUGGCCAAGCUGCAGAAGGAGCCCUACGAUCUGGAGAGCGGCGAGACCUUCAAAAUCGCCGUCUUCACCUGGUCGCCCACGUCCCACCUCCUCGUGCUCGCCUACCACCGCCUGGCCGGCGACGGCUCCACCACCGAAAACCUCGUCGCCGAGCUCUCCCAGCUCUACUCCGGCGCCGUUCUCCCCCCUGCACCGCAGUACACCGACUUCGCCGUCAAACAACGCACCCUCCUCUCCUCGGGGGCCAUGGACGCGUCCAUCGCGUACUGGACGUCUCUCUACACGCCGCUCCCCGCGCCGCUUCCCUUACUCCCCCUGCCCGGUGCCCAGAGCGCCGCCGCCGCCCGUGGCCCCGUGAGCUGGGACCAGCACACCGCCAUGUCCCGCUUGUCUGCCGUGCUUGCGUUCAGGAUCAAGGAGCGCACCAAGAAGCUGCGCACGACGCCCAUGACGUUCUACCUCGCCGCGUACGCCGCGUUGCUCUCGGAUCUUUCCAAGCAGGAGCGGGUGUCGGUUGGUUUGGCUGACACGAACCGCUCGUCCGUGGCCGACCUCUCUACCAUGGGCUACUUUGCCAACCUGCUGCCCUUGCGCCUCACAUCCUCCUCCGAUACAUUCACGACCACCAUCGAAUCGACCAAGGAGGCGGUGCGGCAGGCCAUGUCGCACUCCAUCGUGCCGCACGACUUGAUCUCUUCCCGUCUGGGACUCGAUGAGGUCUCGCCAAAGGACAUGACUCACGCGCCGCUCUUCCAGGCCGUCUUCGAUUACCGCCAGGGGGCUGCCGAGUCCGGCGCCAUCGGGGGUGCGAGUAUCGUCGAGGUGUUGGCGAGCCGGGAGCGCACGCCGUAUGAUGUUGUGUUGGAGAUGAGUGAUGAUCCGACAAAGGAUCCUCUUGUUACCGUCAAGUUGCAGAGCAGCGUGUAUAGCGAGGGGGAUGCGGAGGUGUUCCUUGGGAGGUAUGUUGAUUUGUUGACGGGGUUGAGCAAGGGGGAGACCGUGUAA